CAAACUCGUUUAAUCUGACCUCUAGCCUGUGAUAAAUAUGACGAUAGUGCAAGGCCAUAGCACAGUGGCUGCCACGUAUUUAUAAUGGUAUUUCAAUAAGAACGUUUCAAUAUUUUCUCAUUCGACUUAGUAGAAGAACCUGAUCAACAUGGCAACUAUUCGCUUAGGACAAAUAUUAUUUUCUCGCGUUUCUAACACUGUUAGAAAACCGCAACAAUGUUCAUCUUUCAUCAAAUAUUAUUCUUCUCAAAUGAAAACAUAUGAAUUGAUAAAAGUGGAGACUACUGGAGAAAAAAAUAAUGUUGCCUUAAUUACUUUAAAUAGGCCAAAAGCAUUAAAUGCUUUGUGCAAUCAAUUAAUGACCGAAUUAAAUGAAGCUAUUGGAGAAUUAGAUAAAAAUGAUAAUGUUGGAGCAAUUGUUAUCACAGGAAAUGAGAAAGCAUUUGCAGCUGGAGCUGAUAUUAAAGAAAUGGUUAAUAAUACAUACUCUCAUAGUAUGAAGGGUAAUUUUCUUUCAUUUUGGAACGCAGUUUCCAAAGUCAUUAAGCCAGUAAUCGCUGCUGUAAAUGGAUAUGCUUUGGGCGGUGGAUGCGAAUUAGCUAUGAUGUGUGAUAUUAUUUAUGCCGGUGAUAAAGCAAGAUUUGGUCAACCAGAAAUAGCAAUUGGUACGAUACCUGGUGCUGGUGGUACACAAAGAUUAACUCGAAUUGUAGGAAAAAGUAAGGCAAUGGAAAUGGUACUUAGCGGAAAUCAUAUAACUGCUGAAGAAGCUGAAAAAAGUGGUUUGGUUAGCAAAGUAUUCCCAUCCGAUAAAGUUGUACAAGAAGCUAUUAAACUUGGUGAAAAGAUAGCUUCUCAUUCGCAAUUAAUAGUAUCUAUGGCAAAAGAAUCUGUUAAUAUGGCUUAUGAGACUACGUUACAAGAAGGAUUACAUUUUGAAAAGAGAAUGUUCCAUGGAACGUUUGCUACGGCUGACAGAAAAGAAGGAAUGAUUGCUUUUACUGAAAAACGUCCACCCAAAUUUACUAAUCAGUAAAUUUAUAAAAUUACAUAU
Polistes dominula (European paper wasp) is the source of this 1054-nucleotide messenger RNA. It is a transcript of the gene Echs1, whose product is annotated as Enoyl-CoA hydratase, short chain 1. The record is from RefSeq and is a predicted model, not a curated record. Gene Ontology annotation, molecular function: catalytic activity. Gene Ontology annotation, cellular component: mitochondrion. Gene Ontology annotation, biological process: fatty acid beta-oxidation. Lineage: Eukaryota; Metazoa; Arthropoda; Insecta; Hymenoptera; Vespidae.